Messenger RNA from Closterium sp. Naga37s-1, 4530 nucleotides. NCBI's taxonomy places the organism in Eukaryota, Viridiplantae, Streptophyta, Zygnematophyceae, Desmidiales, Closteriaceae. The record is from the annotation of a GenBank genome assembly.
AUGAGCUAUUCGGCAGUCGUGCGGAACGGAACGGCGCGUGCUCGCGUUGGUAGACGCCUGAGGGAGGGCGAGAGGGGAGUGUUGUUGAUACGCGUGCUGGACCCCUCUCUCUCGCAAUACUUCACGGAAAUUGCCACCGCGUGGGAAGACACCCCGGACCCACACGGUGCGCUCCUCGCUCCCCUGAACCCGCCGUUCUACCCUCUGCCCUUCUGUCUUAAACCCCACCGAGCCUCCAUCGCUGCCAAUGCUCUGGAGGAGGCUCGGGGGAAGGAGCACCAGCUUCUGUGGGACACCCAGACCUGCCGCACUCUCGAGCCGCUCCUCAAAGCCGCCCCCCCCGCCGCCGCCGCGCGCUUCCUCGCCGGUGCCUGCUGCUGCGCGGGCAAGAGGGUACGGGAAGGGGGGGAAGGCGCGGGGGGAGGGGGGGAGGGGUCGGGGGAGCGGGAGGUGAAUGUUUGUCGGGAUGUGUUGGCGCAUGGGCUUGCAUCGAGGGUGAUUGAAGCGGGUCUGCGAAAUAUCCGCGCGUGGGUGACGGGAGAGAGCAGGACACGUGGCAGCGCGGGACUAGACGAAACCGGGGCAGGAGACGACGAGAACGAGGAGCAGGAUAGGGAGGGGGAGGAGGAGGAGGAAAACGAGGGGGGGACGGGCGGUCAGGGUGAUUUACCGAAGUGGACCGGAACGGUGAGGGUGGUUUUGAAAAAGAUCUGCAAAGAGGUGACGGAGUACCCUUUAGCAGCCAUGACGAGCCCGGCUUGCUCCCACGUGCUGCGCUCCCUGCUUCUCCUCCUCGCCUGCCGUCCCAUCCACGACACGCCCGCAGCAGCAGAGGGCACGAGGAAGGCCCGGCGGGACGGUGCGGAGGGCGGUGCAGGUUUUGCAGGAGGGAAGGAUGCGGGAGCAGCAGCAGGGGGGGCAGAAGCAGCGGCAGCGGCGGAGCGAGGGAGGAGGGUGGGGGCGGCGUUGGGGUUCCCAGCGUUGCUACGAAAGGUGGUGGUGGGGGUGACGGCGGCAGCGGCGGGGGCGGAUGAGGCGGUGCCGUCAGCAGCAGUGGCGUGGUCACCUGCCGGCAGUGCGUCAGCAGCAGUGGCGUGGUCGCCCUAUGCGGACUCGUGGACCCUCGCCUGUGACCCCUCUGCUGGCCCUCUGCUGCAGGUGGUGUUGGAUGUGAUUCGUGAUGAUGCGGCUCUGCUCACCCAUGUCAUCACCUCUCUGCUCCACCUGCCCGAGGCCGCGCUCCGGGCAGCAGCGAAAAAAAGGAAACGGGCAGGGCCGGGCAGGCAAGAGGGAGGGAGUGGGAAGAAAAGAAGCAGAAGAGAACAGGAGGAGAGAGGGGAGGGGGGAGAGGAAGGAGAUGAGGAGGAAGGGAGAGGGGGAGCAGAGGGAGGCGAGGAAGGGGAGGAGACAGAUCAGCAGGUGGAGGAGGAGGUGGGGCAGAUUCUUGAGCUCAUGAAGGACCGCUGUGGGUCGCGAUUCAUGGAGACCGUAAUUCAACUCGCCCCACCUUCUCUGCGCUCCUCUCUCCUGCGAGUGGCCUUGCUGCCCCACCUGCUGCCCCUCGCGCUGCACCCCAUUGCCAACUACACAGUGCAGACCGCCCUCUCCGCCCUCCACUCCCCCACCGACGUCAAACGCGCCUUCAAGGCGCUGGCAGGGGGAGGGCAGGGGGAAGGGGGGAGCACGGGGAGUGGGGCAGGGGGAGGGGAGGCGGGGGGUGGAGACGGGGGGGAGGGGGGAGGGAGAGGGGAGGGGUUGUUGGCGCUGCUGAAAGGGGGGAGGGGGCGAGUGGUGCUGGCGCUGCUGAUUGCGUGUGGACGCACCAAGACGUUUCAGGCACGGGCCUGUGACAGCCUGCUAGCAGCCAUCUCCUCCUCACCAGCACCAUCACCAGUGGAUGCGGCAGCAGCAGCAGAUGCGGCAGCGGUGGGCGAUCUACUGUGGCUGGACGCGUGGCUGGCAGUGAGGGUCAACGACAUGCGCUCCAACCGAGCCAAGAAGCGGCAGCAGCAACAAGGAUGGGGGUCCGUGCCCGUGGCAGAGCGAGGGGCGGUGUCGUUCGUGGGCCGAGCCAAGAAGCGGCAGCAGCAGCAGGGGUGGGGUUCCGUGCCCGUGGCAGAGCGAGGGGCGGUAUCGUUUGUGGGGUGCAUGGCUCUUCAGACCAUCUUCUCAUUUCCCCUGGCGGCGUCGCAGAGGGUGGUGCAGGCGUGUGUGGCGCUGCCCCCCUCCUACCUCAUGCACCUGGCCACAGACGUCAAGGGCACCCGCGUGCUCUCCGCUUUCUUCCGUGCGGCUGCUGUUCCGUUGGACCUCAAAACCACCAUGCUCACCAGGUACCAUAUGCACUCUGCAAUGCGGUGCUGUGAGGGCACGCGCGUGCUCUCUGCAUUCUUCCGUGCUGCCACUGUCCCUCUGGACCUCAAGACCACCCUGCUCAAUAGGUGUGGCACGCGCGUGCUCUCUGCAUUCUUCCGUGCUGCCACUGUCCCUCUGGACCUCAAGACCACCCUGCUCAAUAGUUUGAAGCCGCGCCUGACGACGAUAGCAGCAGAUAGGCUGGGUGCGUUUGUGGUGUCGGCAGCAUUUGAUACCAUGACGGUGGAAGGCAAGCAGAUGAUCCUCGCUGAGCUGGCGACGCGCUAUUCGUCGGCGUCGUCCUCUCUGCUGCAGCGGCCUCUCUUCCGUCACAUGGGCCUCGCAGAGUACCUGGAGAGCCCAGAGGCAUGGCAGAAGCAGCAGCAGCGCAAGGAGGGUCUGCUGCGAGAAUUCAAAGACCUGCUUGCUGCCCCCUCUGCCUUCCCCUCAUUGGCCCCUGCGCCCGCUGCACUGCCUUCCUCCUCCACACCUGAUGCCAAGCCUUGUAAGAAGAAGAGGGAACCGGCUGUGGAAGCAACAGCUUCGGCUGCAACCAAGAAGACGAAAAGUGGGAAGAAGAGAAGAGGGGGUGAUGAGGGGGAAGAGGGGGAAGAGGGGCGGCAUGGAGGGGGUGAUGUGGGAAGCAGAGAGGGAGGCAAGUCUGGGGGGGCGCUGAGAGGCAUUGUGGAGCAAUUGAACCUGGGGAGUGAGAUGGCGAUGUUAGGGUUCAGUGGUGAAGGUGGGGAGAUGGGACAGGAAGAGAUGGAAGCUACACACCGAAUCUGCAAGCGGGCGCGCUGUCGAUGGAGCCCGUGGCGCACACCACGCUACACGGCGUACGAUUCACCCAACCUGCACGCGGGCGCGCUGUCCAUGGAACCCGUGGCGUACACGACGGUGGUGAUCGGGCUGGCCGUGGUGGUGCAGAUCAUCGGCCUCGUGUGCUUCGGAGCUGAGGCAGACUUUGGGCAGGGACGAUGGCGGAUGCUGCUAGUGGGAACGCUGAUGGGCGCAGUGCCGUGCAUUCUCUGCCUGGCCCUCACGUCACCGUCGCUCUGGUGGUUGGCAGGGCUCUUUGCCAUCAUCGCCAACCUCGGAUACGGCAUCUCACUCGUUGGCUAUAACAGUUACCUGCCUGUGCUGGUGGACGCAUCCCCAAAGGUGCUCGCUGCAGGGCCUGAUGAGGCAUCCAUCCUUGCUGUUCGCGAGAAGGUGAGAGAGGCAGGGGGAAGGCCUGGCAAUGGGCACUCUAGGGAGCGUGCUCUCAAUGCUGCUCUCCUCGCCAUCACACUCCUCAUCCCAGACGACCUCCUAAAACUCCGAGUCACCGUGGCCGUGUGCGGGCUCUGGUGGAUCACCCUCUCAGCCUUCACCUUCGCGUGGCUGCACCCGCGCCCGGGCCCGCCCAUGCCCAAGACCGGAUUCUCCAUGCUCAACCGCUGGCUCCACCUGUUUCGCCUCUUCAAGGAAGCUUCCCGGUACCGCUACGCGUUCAUCUUCCUCAUCUGCCUCGUCGCGUACAGCAGCGGGUUCACCACGAUGCUGCAGAUGGCGGUGCUGUUUGGGCAGAACGACCUCUGCCUGUCUGUUUCCUCCAUGGCUAUCAUCGCGCUCACCGUCGCUGUGGUGGCGAUUGCUGGGAUGCCCCUCGCGCUGCUCUUCCAGCGGAAAACCCACGCGACGAACAAAACCAUGGUCGUGAUUCUCCUCACGUGCCUAGUUCCCCUGCCCGUGUGGGGAUUCAUCGGGUAUUUCACCGCGGACGGGGGAUUCGGGCUGAAAUCCGCGUGGGAGAUUUACCUGUGCGCUGCGUGGCUGGGGUUCUUCCUGGGCGCGCUGACGUCGUACUCGCGCACGCUGUUCAUUGACUUCAUCCCCGUGGGUCGCGAGGGCGCAUUCUUCACACUCUUCUUCAUCUGCGAUCGCAUCAGCUCCUGCAUCGGCCCCUUCGUCAUCGCCGCUGUUACACAGGUGGGGGGUCAGCUCCGGCCGGUGUUUGGAUACGUCUUUCUCGUGCUGGUCAUCCCUGCCAUCUCCGUCCAAUUAUUCGUCAACUAUAACAAGGGGGUGGCAGAGGCUGGAAGGGCAACCAAGCAUCAGGAGAGAUUACAAGAGGAGGGUCUUCACGAAUCCACUCAUGCUCACGGCACGCAAGUGGUUCAUGCAGAGCCAUGA